Molecule: messenger RNA, 828 nt
Organism: Rhinocladiella mackenziei CBS 650.93
Lineage: Eukaryota; Fungi; Ascomycota; Eurotiomycetes; Chaetothyriales; Herpotrichiellaceae
Exons: 4
Coding region: 1-828 (275 amino acids)
Cellular component (GO): intracellular anatomical structure
Molecular function (GO): oxidoreductase activity, acting on NAD(P)H, oxygen as acceptor
Source: RefSeq, a predicted model, not a curated record
AUGUCUGGGACGAAGAGUCACUUUGGCCCAUCACCGGAAUAUCUAGCUAAGCACCGUACCCAGUAUCCAAACUCGCGCACCAUUCUCGUGACGGGGGCGACAGCAGGCAUCGGUCUGGCCAUCACGCAGCAUCUUCUGUCAUCUAGUGCCCAGCACCUGCUCAUUCUAACGGGUCGCAAGGCCAACAGAUUACAGGACUUACGGACGCAAAACCCCGAUCGGGUGAUUACCAGGGCAGGAGACAUGGCGGACUUGGAGUAUGUGAAGGGAAUUCUUCGGGAUGUCGAAUUAGAAGGGCGGCUGGAUGGUGUCAUUCUCAAUCAUGGCACGUUGGGCGCGUGUUUGAGGUUGGCGGACAUGCAGGCGGAGGAAUGGGAGGGCACAUUUUGUAUCAAUGUGACGAGUUGUGUGGUUUUGAUCCAAUCCGCUCUUCCAUUCCUCCGCGCUUCGAAAGGUCGUAUCAUCUUUACAUCCUCCGGCGCUGCCAGCAACGCAUAUUCUUCCUGGGGAGCUUAUGGCGCCUCCAAAGCAGCCAUCAACCAUCUUGCAAUGACGUUGAAAAACGAGGAACCGGAAGUAACAACCGUAUCGAUCCGGCCUGGUGUGGUUGACACAGCAAUGCAGGUUGAUAUUAGGGAAAAGUAUUUGAAAAAUAUGGACGAGAAAGAUCAGGUGAAAUUUCUGAGUGCAAAGAAGGAUGGAAAAUUGUUGCCACCAGAAAAGCCCGGGGUGGUUAUCGCCGAGUUGGUUGUAAGAGCAGACAUAGAAUUGUCAGGAAUGUUUCUAAGUUGGGAUGAUCCCAAGUUAGUGGAUUACCAACCAAAGUAG